AAAUUCCGUGACCCAGAAGUACUUUCUCAAUGUUGCUGACGAGACACUGAUUGGAGUUGGGAAGUGGAAUUUCAGUGAAUCUGCAGCCCAGAGUUAUUGCCUUCUCGCUAAUAAUAAUACAAUAAGAAAAGGGAACAAACGCAUGAUCACAGUAUUUGUCGUCUGUCUGUACUGUAUAUGUGUGCUCAUGUUAUAAGAGCGAACAGAAUUUAGAAGGAUGAAGCUCAAAGAGAUCAACCGCACAGCCAUCCAGAGCUGGAGCCCAGCACAGCACCACCCUGUGUACCUGGCAGCAGGUACGUCAGCCCAGCAGCUGGAUGCCUCCUUCAGUACCACUGCCUCUCUGGAGAUCUUUGAGCUGGACCUGGCUGAGCCUUCUCUGGACAUGAAGCUCCGCGGAGCAUACUCCUCCUCUCACAGAUACCACAGGCUGGCGUGGGGUCCCCACGGCAUGGAUGAAGAGGGUCUCCCGUCCGGAGUGCUCAUUGCAGGGGGCGAGAAUGGUGACGUCAUCUUGUACGACCCAGCCAAGAUCAUUGCUGGAGACAGUGACGUUGUCAUCGCUCAGAGCAACAAACACAUUGGGCCGGUCAGAGCCCUUGAAGUCAACUCCUUCCAGACCAACCUGGUGGCUUCAGGAGGUAACGAAUCAGAGAUCUACAUCUGGGACUUGAACAACUUUGGCUCCCCGAUGACACCAGGCCCUAAAACGCAGCCACUGGAGGACAUCAGCUGUGUCGCGUGGAACAGACAGAUCCAACACAUCCUGGCUUCAGCCAGCCCCAGCGGCCGCGCCUCCAUCUGGGACCUCCGCAAGAACGACCUCAUCAUCAAAGUCAGCGACCACAGCAACAGGAUGCACUGCUCGGGGCUGGAGUGGAACCCAGAGGUAGCUACUCAGCUGGUGCUGGCCUCAGAGGAUGACCGGAUGCCAGUGAUCCAGAUCUGGGACCUGCGUUUCACCACCUCCCCUCUCAAAGUCCUGGAGAACCACACACGGGGUGUCCUGGCCAUCGCCUGGAGUCUGGCUGACCCUGAGCUGCUACUGAGCUGUGGGAAAGACAACAGAAUCCUCUGCUGGAACCCCAACACUGCAGAGGUGCUGUAUGAGUUGCCUACCAGUACCCAGUGGUGCUUUGACAUCCAGUGGUGUCCCAGGAACCCAGCGGUGCUGUCGGCAGCAGCCUUCGACGGACACAUCAGCGUCUACUCCAUCAUGGGGGGCAGCAGCCAGGUUGUCAGCCAGACACAGGCAGACACAAUCAGCAUGUCGUUUGGCAACAUGGAUCCGUUUGGAAUGGGCCAGACCCUGCCCCCCCUGCAGCUUCCCCAAGCCUCCCCCUACACCAUCACCCCCCUCAAAAAGCCCCCCAAGUGGAUCCGCAGGCCCGUGGGGGCCUCCUUCGCUUUUGGUGGUAAGCUCGUGUCGUUGGAGAACAUUAAGCCCAGCCCCCAGCACCCUCAGCAGCCCACUGCCCAUGUGGUUCACAUCAGUCAGGUGAUCACCGAGACGACCUUCCUGGAGCGCUCGGCCCAGCUGCAGGCCACGCUGGCUGCAGGCAGCUUCACUGACUUCUGCCAGGAGAAGAUCGAUGCUGCCCAAAACGAGUUUGACAAGACCGUCUGGUCCUUCUUGAAGGUGAACUUCGAGAAUGACGCUCGUGGAAAAUACCUGGAGCUUUUGGGAUACAAGAAGGAGGAGCUAGCAGCAAAGAUUGCAGCAGCAUUAAAUGGAAAACCUAUUCAGCCCGAGGAGUGUCUCUCCUCUCCUGCUGCUGAACCUAUCUCUGAACCUACCUCUGAACAUGAGCCUAUCUCUGAACAUGAACCUGAGGUUGAACCUGAGCCAGAGGCAGUGCCUGAACCCAGUCCCGCUCCCCAGCUCAGUGCUGAAACCCCGGUUGAGCCUGAGGUCCUUCCUACCGUGCCUGAGCCUGCUGCUAUCGACCUUACCCCCGAACCUCCUCUUGAACCCGCCCUCCAGCCCAAACCCGAACCUAAGCCAGAGCUUGCCACCUCACCCUGCAGUGACCUUUCACCUCCUAUGCCUGUCCUCCAAUCUGAGCCUGUCCUUACUCUUGAUCUCAGCGCUGAACCCCAGUUUCUUGCUCCUGUUGCUCUCCUGCCAGAGUCUGACCCUACUUUGGCCCCCCUCAGCUCUGGCCCCCCUCAGCUCUGGCCCCCCUCAGCUCUGGCCCCCACCGCUCUGGCCCCCACCGCUGACCUGCAGCAAGUAUCUGUGUUUGAUGUACAGCAUGUAUUUGAAUUUGACCAGGCGGACCUAGCCUCUGAGUUUGACCACUUUGGCCUAAUGCCUCAGGUACAGCCCCAGCUACAGCCUGUACCUGACCUCACCAACCUGCAGCCAGUACCCAGCUUUGACCCGAUGCCAUCAGUCCCCACCCUGCAGCCUCUAGCCGACCCUGGACGACUCCGCUCUGCCGACCUCCCACCUGAAGACGCAUUUGACCUCAUCGCUGCUACAAAUCUCCAGCCAGCAGCAGAACUGGAACUCAAACCUGCUCCAGAACCGGAAGAUCCGUUUGACCUCAUCACUGCUGCAAACCUCCAGCAAAUAGCGGAACUGGACGUGACCAAGUCUCUGGAACCAGUGGAAGUAGAAGUGGACCUGACAGAGUCUCUGGAACCAGUGGAAGCAGAAGUGUACCUGACAGAGUCUCUGGAAGCAGAAGUGGACCUGACAAGGGAUUUGGCCCUUGAGGCUGAAGCUGAGCCCAAGACCCAGGAAGAGAUGCCAGUAGUAGAAGAGAUUACUCCGAAGGAGGAGGAGGCAGCACCAGUGGAAGCAGAGGCCAGCCUCCCUGAGGAAGAACCAGAACCAGCUCCAGUCCAAGAGGGUGUUAACCUCGGUGUCAGUCAAGGCAUGGACGGCCUGAUCACCCAGGCCCUGCUGACCGGGGACUUCCAGGGCGCCGUGGAACUCUGUCUCCAUGACAACCGCAUGGCCGACAGCAUCAUCUUAGCCAUCGCGGGAGGGGCGGAGCUUCUGGAGAAAACACAGAGGAAGUACUUCACCAAGACUCCCAGCAAGAUCACCAAGCUGAUCAGUGCAGUGGUGAUGAGGGACUGGCGUGACGUGCUGCAGACCUGUGAGCUGCAGAACUGGAAGGAGGCUCUGGCUGCAGUCAUGACCUACGCCCAGCCUGAUGAGUUCUCCUCUCUGUGUGACCUGCUGGGCUGCAGACUGGAGGCUGUGGAGGACAACACGAUGCAGGCUCAGGCCUGUCUGUGUUACAUCUGUGCUGGCAACAUGGAGAAACUGGUGUCCUGCUGGACCAGAGCACAGGACAGACACUGCCCUCUGUCUCUGCAGGACUUGGUAGAGAAGGUGGUGAUGCUCCGCAAGGCGGUAGAGCAGACCCAGGACCCUGGUCCCUCUGCUGUGGGGUUUCUACUGGGAGAGAAGAUGAGUCAGUAUGCCAGCCUGCUGGCCUCCCAGGGCAGCCUCACCACCGCCAUCGCAUACCUGCCACAGAACACAGAGCAGGUUGCAGUGCAGCAGCUGCGUGACCGUCUCAGCAGAGCUCUGGGCCAACAGGCUCUAGCUACAGCCCUGGCUCCAGUAGCCCAGGUCCAGCCCCAACCCCCAACCCCCUUCUUUGCCCCCAGCCCACCGAUGCCCAGUCCAGGCAGCUCUUCACCCCUGCCCAGCCCUAUGGUGCCCCAGCUGCCCGCUCCAGCACCAGCCCGUGUAGCCGUCGCUGCCCUCGCACCACAUCAGUAUUACCAGCCGGUGAGGUCUGCCUCUACAGUGACCUCCUGGAGUAACCAAACUCCCACAGCUCUCCCCAGUGUCCCUCCUUCUCUAGGCCCUGCCACCACAGAGCCCAAGGCUGAGCCGACACCCCCCAUGUAUGGGACGCCUCCCCCUGGGUCAGCUGCCCCCCCAGCCUCCUCGGCCGCCGCAUACCCCCCCAUGUUCUCACAUCAGUACCAGUCCUACCCUCCGGCCAGCCAGUACAACCCUGGCACUCUUCAGUACUCUGCUCCUCCUCCUCCCUCCUUCUCCUCCUCCUCACCUCAAACCCCAGCUCCAGGCUUCAUGCCCCAGUACACUCAACAACCCCUCUACCAACCUCCUACCAUGGGCCAGCCUCUGUCUUCCGCUCCUCCUUCUCAUCCUCCUUUCUCUCCUACUUCCUCCUUCUCGCCUCCUCUGUCCACUGGAGCGUUUUUCCAACAUGGCGGGCCGGGGUCGCCUGCCUCGUACAUGCUGCCUCCUCCAACCGGAUCCUCAGGCCCUCAGAACGGCUGGAAUGACCCUCCUACCCUGAGCAGAGUGCCGAAGAAGAAGAAGGUUCCAGCGAACUACAAUCCUCCUGCCCCCAUCACGGCCCCCAUCUUUUCUCCCCUUGGUGCCGGGGACCCCCAGCCCAUGGCCCCAGGCCAAGCCCAGAACCAGGAACCAUACCAGGGCCCCCUACCCAUGAACCCUGGCAUGCCCAAGACACAUGGAGGGAAUGUGGAGGGAGCGCCCGGAGCCCCUACUGCAGAUGUCAUACAGGCAUUGCCGCUGCAGUCCAUACCUGCUGAGAAGGUCACUAAGAAGCCCAUCCCUGAGGAGCACCAGGUCCUGAAGAACACCUUUGAGGGCCUCAUUCAGAAGUGCUUGGCUGCUGCCGCAGACCCCCAAACCAAGAGGAAGCUGGAUGACGCCAACAAGCGCCUUGAGGCCCUCUACGACAAGCUACGUGAGCAGACACUCUCCCUGGCCAUCGUACGAGGCCUGCACAACAUGGUGCAAUGCAUCGAGUCUCGCUCCUACAUGGAGAGCCUCAACAUCCACACACACAUAGUGAGUAGCAGCAACUUCAGCGAGACGUCUGCAUUCAUGCCUGUGCUCAAGGUGGUUCUGACACAAGCCAACAAACUGGGGGUCUGAGCAGGAGGAGAGACCCUCCCCCACUCCUCUGAGUCUGGGGUGAGAUGGAGAAGGAUUGGGCAGGGAUUGAUGAGGUCAUAAAAAAAAGACCAGAAAGUCAACAUGCAAGCCAGGUGUUUUGUUUUUUUGUUGUACUUUUUACCCCUUUUUUCUCUCCAAUUGGUAGUUAGUCUUGUCCCAUCUCUGUAACUCCCGUACGGACUCGGGAGAGGCGAAGGCCGAGGGCCAUGCGUCCUCCGAAACACCACCCUGCCAAGCUGCGCUGCUUCUUGACACACUGCUCACUUAACCCGGAAGCCAGCCACAGCAAUGUGUCAGAGGAAACACCGUACACCUGGCGACCAAUUUCAGCUUGCAGGCGCCUGGCCCCCCACAAGGAGCCGCUAGAGCGCGAUGGGACAAGGAAAUCCCGGCCUUCCAAACCCUCCUCUAACCUAGACGACGCUGGGCAAAUUGUGCGCCGCCUCAUAGGUCUCCCGGUCACGGCCGGCUGUGACACAGCCUGGGAUCGAACCCGGGUCUGUAGUGACACCUCAAGUACUGCGAUGCAGUGCCUUAGACCACUGCGCCACUCAGGAGGCGCGAGCCAGGUGUUUUAAUCAACUCACUUUAGUGGAAGUUCCAUUUGGCUCUCAGUGCAGAUAUUCUACUUCCUCAAGAAUCAUGAUAUUUAUGACAUCACUGUUGGAAUUUUUCUUCCCAUUCCAGACUGAGUCCCCUCCCCUCCUCCCCUUUUACAACUCGAACACAAGCCAUGCCACCGGUAUCACAACAGUACAGUAGACACGUGCGGGGAAAAGGACCAAGAUAUAUUGAUAUAGCCAGUCUUAUCAUUGUCACAGGGGUAAUGUGUUCAAAAUACAUGUAUUUUAUGUUGUUUUAAGAUCUUUGUCAUUCUGUUUAAUUUACUUGUUUAUUUUCUAUGUAAUCAUGGUUUUCAGACAGCGCAGAGUGCAAUGGAGGUUCCUCCCCUUUUAACCAGAGACUGUACUUUAAAACACAGAAACCAGAGACUGUACUUUAAAACACAGAAACCAGAGACUGUACUUUAAAACACAGAAACCAGAGACUGUACUUUAAAACACAGAAACCAGAGACUGUACUUUAAAACACAGAAACCAGAGACUGUACUUUAAAACACAGAAACCAGAGACUGUACUUUAAAACACAGGAGGAAUGCAUGCUAAGACAUUAUGCCUGGAAUCAUUGUCAGACUGUUUUAAGUGGGUAUUAUUAAUGUCAGGUUCAUGACGAGGGGACUGGCUUUCUAAUAAUGGUGGUCAUGCCAUCAUGGGCUUAACGCCAUAGUUUUGAUUUGUUUCUUCUCUGUUCUUGUCUUCAGUAUGAUUAAGGCUGUAGAUUAAACAGUCUAUUUGUCUAUUUUAUGUCGGUAAGAAGAGAAAGACACUAAUAUUGAGAGGAGGACAUUUUUUAAUCAACAACAUUACAAUAUUUUCAAUAAAUAGUAUUUAUUUAAAACAUGCUGCUUUGUCAUUUUAAAAUCAGUUGCUUUGAGAGGUUACUAAAUGUUUGUCAUAAACAGCUUGGAUGUCAUGUUUUAAUAGACAAAAUUUCUUUACGUUUACAAAUACUGACCAAUGAAAAAAGAUCUAAUCUCAUGAAUCAACUGGACAGUUAACUUAUCUCAUGUCCUCCUUGUGCUCUAUGGAGAUGUUCAUCUUAGGAGUGUCUGGAUGUAAUGCCAGUGUGUUGGAACGGAGAAUGAUGGAUGUGUCUUGACUGUAUGGCUCCAUCUUCAGCCUUGACCUGAUGGCUGAAGACAUAAAGGGACUUUUUCGUAUCUUGAAUUUGUAAUUUCUUAUGUAUUAACAAAAUAAAGAUGGUCACUAUUAGCUUUUA
Molecule: messenger RNA, 6763 nt
Organism: Salmo salar (Atlantic salmon)
Lineage: Eukaryota; Metazoa; Chordata; Actinopteri; Salmoniformes; Salmonidae
Source: RefSeq, a predicted model, not a curated record